UGGCGGUGGCGGUGGCUAGCUUCAUUUUUUUUUCUUCAGGGGUGGUGGCCGCUGUUUUGCUUCACAGCUUCCCCCGAUCGGCCGACGAAAGCAUGGGAAUGUCGAGCGCCGAUUUCUGACCAAACUCGCGUUAAAGUGCUCGACAAGUUGCCGCAAGUUCGCCGCGAGCUCUUCCCAGCGCCCCCAGGAGCUCCGCCGCGAAGCCGAAGGCCGGUGAAAGGCGACGUCGUCGGGACACUUUCCACCAGCGAAGCGAGCCCGCGGACAAAGGAAGCGAGACGUGCGAGCUAACGCUAGCGGGCUCCCGGGGCUAACGUAGCAUUCCUGUGGCCGCGGCGCAAUGCAGGCCAUCAAGUGUGUCGUCGUCGGAGACGGAGCUGUGGGUAAGACCUGCCUGCUCAUCAGCUAUACCACCAAUGCCUUUCCUGGAGAGUACAUCCCCACAGUGUUUGACAACUACUCCGCCAAUGUUAUGGUUGACGGGAAGCCGGUGAACCUGGGCCUGUGGGAUACAGCCGGACAGGAAGAUUACGACAGGCUCCGCCCACUGUCCUACCCUCAGACGGAUGUGUUUCUCAUCUGCUUUUCACUUGUGAGCCCUGCGUCGUUUGAAAACGUCCGUGCCAAGUGGUACCCUGAGGUGAGACACCAUUGUCCCAACACCCCCAUCAUCUUGGUUGGCACCAAGCUGGAUCUGAGAGACGACAAGGACACCAUAGAGAAACUGAAGGAGAAGAAACUGGGAGCAAUUUCCUAUCCCCAAGGACUGGCAAUGGCCAAGGAGAUUGGUUCCGUCAAGUACCUGGAGUGCUCAGCUCUGACCCAGCGUGGCCUUAAAACUGUGUUUGACGAGGCCAUCCGGGCCGUCCUCUGCCCUCCACCUGCCAAGAAGAAGAAGAGAAUCUGCUCUCUCAUCUAAGACUUCCUCUGUUUGAACCGGUUACAGGGGAACACGACCGCCAGUGGUGAGGGUGGCUAAUGACACAGGAGAAACACACCAGUAUACACACAAAACAAUGUACUUCAGUUUCUUUCCUUCCAUAAGUGUAGCUUCAGCAGUUCUACCAACCAUUUCCAUGAAAAAAAAUUUGACGUAGGUUCAGAUUUAGGAGAAAGGGGUUGAAUGAUUUUAGACCCUACGUUUUUUUUCCUAACAACAUAUAUGUAUAGACGAGACUGAACUUUUGAAAUUCUUGAGGCCUUCUGAAAUGGAUUGGAUGUUUUGUAAAAAAUGGACCGUGGAAUGUUUUCAAUUAGUUCUUCCACUGUUUGUCCACCCCCUCUUUUGUUUACAGUCGGUUGGUUGUUUGUCUCGAGUGGAAGAAUCAUUGCCAAAUACAUUCUGCACACAUACUGUAUUUUAGCCAAAAAGAAAGCCUUUGUUCUUUUGUGUCAAACAUCCGAAAUACAGCUGACAAUUAGUUGCUGCUUGUUCAUCUUCGGCAUAUUAUCAAUUUCAGUUUUCCUUUGUUGUGAGGGCAGUCGAGUGUCAUUGCACUGUCAACGAGGAACUCAAAGUGACCAUCUGUGGAGUUCCUGCCUCAAAUUACCAUUCGUGUACCAUAAUCUCUUCUCACCGGGAUUUAGUUUGCAGUCCGAGCAUGUGAUCUGUGGUAAUUCAUUUUCAUGGGUCGGACGCCCCGAGGCAUACUGAAGAAUCACACUGCGCACUACCGGUGCUAAUCAUCCCAGAAAAACCUAAAGGAUCCAGUAUUUUACAUGUGUUGGCUCCAAUUUGACCUGUUGAGUUUAUGGUGUUUUUAUUUUCCUCUCUGCAAUAUUACACUAGAAAUUGUUUCAACUGUGUAGCUGCCCAGGAGCACAAAGCUGAAAACUUAACUAGAUAAUGGAUUAGAACUGUUUCGGUGUUUUGGUGGUGGGGAUCAAGAGCACCUUUAAUGCUCUGUGGGCAUUUAUCAGAAACCUUUUGUGCAGUACAUUUGAUUUUUAAUAGCAUCACUACUGGCUAAGCAAUGUUACUAAGAGCAUUUCUGCCUGCUAAUAACAGUAACAAAGCUACUGUCGGUGAUGGUGUAGUAUACAUGUACUCAUUUUUGUUAUAAUCAUGUAAUUGACCAUUUUGUAUCUUUCGCCACAGAAGUUCCACUUCACUCACUGUAUUGUUUAACUAACACUAUGAAUAUCUUUUGUUUAUUACCUCUACAGUUAACGCUACCUUAAUCUCCCUGCAAGCCUCGCUUUUUGUAAUUAAUGCUGAUAGCAUGUAUGUGCAACAUAUACUGAAAACUAAGAUUAGAAUUGCUACAGUUAUAUUUUUUGCCUAUUUACAAAAAUGUAUUUGAACUACUAGAUCAGGGGUUAAGUACAUGUUGCUCAUCUGUAUUGUAUUCAGACAUCAAGCUGUGCUUUAAUUCAAGCCAAUGUUGUGACUCUUAAGUUUUAUGGACAAAAGCUGUUGUCACUUUUUGAAAAAGCCAAUAAAUUCAAGACAAAAACGGA
Messenger RNA from Scophthalmus maximus (turbot), 2460 nucleotides. It is a transcript of the gene rac1b, whose product is annotated as Rac family small GTPase 1b. Gene Ontology annotation, molecular function: GTPase activity; protein kinase binding; GTP binding. Gene Ontology annotation, cellular component: cytoplasmic vesicle; cell cortex; dendritic spine. The transcript has 6 exons. Gene Ontology annotation, biological process: establishment or maintenance of cell polarity; cortical cytoskeleton organization; actin filament organization. NCBI's taxonomy places the organism in Eukaryota, Metazoa, Chordata, Actinopteri, Pleuronectiformes, Scophthalmidae. Bases 341 to 919 code for a protein of 192 amino acids. The record is from RefSeq and is a predicted model, not a curated record.